CAUGUUGCCGUGCCAAAAUAUCUACCACAAUCACCAAACUUAAAUAGCCCUUCAUUGCACAAAAUACACAAAACUAGAAGUAAGAUAAAAAAUUGAAUCAUCUAUAAUUUACACAAUCUUAGAAAUCAAAGAGAAGAAGGUAAACAAAAAAAUGGAGGAUGUUAGAAGGCCAAACAGAAGUGAUACUCAUCUCUCAGCUGAAGAAGAAGCAUCCAUAGAAGCAAAAACAAGACACCAUUUUGAAGAAGUGGCACCAAAAAGACACACAAAGCCUCAACGUAGUGAGUAUGCUUCUCAAUAUGUUGAUAGUAAUGUUUCAGAUAAUUCUGUUCCUGAAAUGCUACAAUUUCAACGUCUUGAAAAUGAUCCUCAAGAAAAGAAAUUGGUUUACGAUGGAAAUGAAGUGUCGGAAGAAUUUGUGGAAACAGAGUAUUACAAAGAUCUCAACAGCGUAGACAAACAUCAUCACACGACAGGAAAAGGGUUUAUUCAAGUAGAAAAAAGUGACACAAGCUUCCACAUAGAACCAGACAACGACACUCAUGACUCUCAUCACUCUACCAAGGGCAAUCCAGCAACCAAUGACUGGGUUCCAGCUCCUUUCACUGAGGAGGAUACCAAUUCAGACAAACCUAACAGGAGUGAUAACUGAAAUGGAGAAGUGAUUGUUAUUUGCAUUGUACCAAGAGAAUUUUUAUUUCAGAUUGUGGGAUAUUUUAAGAAGUAUUUAAGUUGUAAACCAAAUAAAUAUAAAUAUUUGUGAUUUUUGUUCAAGGUUAUUGUGUUGGAAUAUUCAUGGUACUGAUUGGUAUUCAUAUUGUAUCCUUUGAAGUCUUAGGUUUAUGGAAAUAUAUCUCUAAUCUCAUAA
Medicago truncatula (barrel medic) is the source of this 868-nucleotide messenger RNA. RefSeq lists its product as uncharacterized. The record is from RefSeq and is a predicted model, not a curated record. The transcript is spliced from 4 exons. NCBI's taxonomy places the organism in Eukaryota, Viridiplantae, Streptophyta, Magnoliopsida, Fabales, Fabaceae. The coding region runs from base 152 to 652 and encodes 166 amino acids.